AUCAUUGAGCUGCUUGCUAGCCGUAUCGUCGUCGUCUAAGGCGAAUACACAGCUGAAAGCCUACCAUCAAUAAAAACAGAAUAAAAAAAGAACUGUCUCGACCGACGCACCUUUAAUAAACACUAAUCCACUCACACCUACAUCUGUUGAGAUACAAUCGACUCUUCCUCCUACGCGACCGACACUCACACACACGCUAAUACGUUAUAACGCACAGUGUGAAAAAAAUAUAGUCAAAGUGUGUGGUUGCGUCCAACAACGCUCGAAGAGUCGCACCUCCUUCUGCUGACAUGACGUCAUGGGAGCGGUCCUCGUAAGAGACUCAGUAACCCGCGGAUUUGCGGGACUGGUUUGAUGUGCACAUGGUGAAUUUAACAGCUAUUUGCAAUUAAGCUCGCUUAACUACGCUGUUCCAUACUCGCUGCUCCGUUACAGCUAUCCUGCGAGUUACUUUACUGUUUUGACACUUGUUUUGAUUUUAUCUGAAUUUGUAAUGUUUGUUAUUGUUUCGUCUAGAUGCAAUGAGUUAUUAAUUGUUGACGCAAUCUUGCACCGUAAUUUUACAUUGUAAAAGAGUAUAGCCUGAUUGAAUAUUGAAACACUCGAGUUAUGUCACAAGUGACUGUACCGUCACCUGGAAUGGAACGCAGUAUUCAUGAAAUGUUAAAGGAUGCUCCAUCCCUCAAUGAAAGUGACAGUGCAGUGCACUCUGGAACACCGCCACCUCAUGUGCCCAAUAAUAGUAGACCUAAAGAAACUCCAUCAGCAACAAGACCAGCAACAAUGAAUUUGACUGUUAAUGCCUAUGGCUCUCAAUCAUUAACUACCACUCCCACUUCACCAAUACAAAAUGGAGAUACUCAAGGUAUGCGAGGUGCUCAGAGCAAAAUUGAAACAAUAAAAAAUUGGAGUAUUUCUACUUAUAAGUGUACCAAACAACGUGUUUAUGAAACGUUUGGAAAGACUUCUCGCACGGUAGAUUCAGAACUAGAAACUCAAAUAGAAUUGUUACGUGAUACGCAAAAAAAGUACUGCAAUUUAUUGAGAUUAUCUCGAGCACUCGCAUCGCACUUUCAUCACGUUGUUCAAACGCAGCAUGCACUGGGUGAAGCAUUUUCCGAGUUGGCUCAGAAAUCACCGGAGUUACAGGAAGAAUUUCUAUACAAUGCGGAAACGCAAAGAAACUUGACCAAAAAUGGAGAAACACUCCUAGGGGCCUUAAACUUCUUCGUUUCGUCUGUGAAUACUCUUUGCAAUAAAACAAUCGAGGACACGCUUAUGACCGUCCGACAAUACGAAACUUCUAGAGUAGAGUACGAUGCAUAUAGAACUGAUUUAGAGGCUUUAGCACAGGCUGCUAAAACCGACGGAAAUAAUAUAGCUAGAUUAGAGGAAGCAACACAAAAUUAUGAAUUACAUAAACAGCACUUUGAGAAACUGAGAUCCGAUGUUUCUAUAAAAUUGAAGUUCUUAGAUGAAAAUAGAAUCAAAGUGAUGCACAAACAACUUCUUCUCUUCCAUAACGCGAUAUCAGCUUACUUUUCUGGAAACCAAACAGCUUUAGAAGCUACACUAAAGCAAUUCAAUAUAAAAGUAAAAUCUCCAAAUUCCUCGUUGCCGUCGUGGCUAGAGCAGUAAUUCACAGUCAUUCGAUCGAAUUUUAUACAUUCCUACAAAAACACCCUUCAACGAAUUUGUGAAUUUAGAUACACAUAUCUGUUGUUAAAAUAAGAGACGAAACGAGGGAUAAAGGUAAAGCAGCUCGACUGGGAUUGGGAGAAUAAACAAAAAAAAUAAUAGAAAUAAUAAAAAAGUUUUAUAGGAAAACUCGCUAUUCUUGCACUCGAGUACAUGAAAAUACCUGUAGCUAGGACUUUAAAAGCAUUAUCUGAUAAUGUACAGUAUUCUCAAAAAAAUUUUAUAUCACAUUUAAUUUAUCUUUCUGAGGGAAACAUUAUGCGUUUCCUAGUAUCUUGUCGAAAAGCAAUGAUAGAAUUAAAGCUGUUUUCUGUUCGCGCACACGAUAACACAAGUAUAUUGCGUGAACUUAUUUUAUUAAUAUACUUUGAGGGAAAAUUAUGGAAAUCUAAAUUUUCAUAAAUUUCAAAUACGCUAUUUUUUACAGAUAAAAAAUCUUAGAAACGAUAGUUUGUAUCCAAAAUAAUACGUAACUCGCAGUAUUCAACAAAAGAAUGAUUGUUUUACGUAAGUUUUACGUUUUUGUAGAAUAGAUCAAACCAAACUUUCUCUCGAUAAAAUCGAGCAUGAUCAGUGUUAUAAAAUAUAUUCAAAACGGAAAAAAAGAUCUAAAACAAUAAUUCAUACGUAGGAAAUUGAAAUAUGACUAGUCAAACAGUUUAUAACGUUCAACAAUUGUUUAAAACUGUAAGUGAAUUAAAUAGCAGAGAUUUUACAUUGCGAUGUAUCUUGGACAGAUUUAUCAAGUAUUAAGGUUUGCUUUUUAAACCUACGUAGAUAUGUGGAAAAAAGGUGUUUAUACUUGAAUAUUGUUUGCAAGACAUAUUAAGUCAAAAAUACGUCCGUUUUAAUACGCAGGACUACUAAUAAGAAUAAUUUAUGUGAAAAAAGUUAUCGCUGUUACUGCAAAGAUUUAUUUAAAAAGCGAUAAAUAUUAUUUAUUAACAUAUUCCACAUGCUUAACUUAUUUUAUUUGUUAACAUCAAAUCAUCGACAAUUUUUUUAAAAAUAAUUUUCGCGAUUAAGUAGUAAGAUUUGAAAUUAUUGAAGAUUUCUUGUAGAGAAAAACUUUUAUAAAAACCUGAAUGUUUAAACUUAUACAUUACUGUACUUUUGAGUGAUAUCGAAUCAAAUGUAUGGUACAUUUUUUAUUAUCAUCCUAUCACUGUGACUAUCAUAUUAAUCUAAAAGUCUAUAAAAUAAAAGUCAUGAGUAUGUUCCUUCGUACAAAUAUAUUUUUAGAGUUUCGCUUUGAUGCCCCGACAUAUUUAAUUUUUAACUUGAGAAAAUCAAGCGGAAAUAUCCAAGUUCGCUUAUUAACACUUCGAUAGAAGCUUACCAACUUUUGUAUUGCGAGGCACUCACAUGUAAACACAUACAAGCGAAACGAGUGACUAAGGAAAAAUUGGACUAAGUGUUUGUGUGUACAGUAUAUUUGUGACAAAAAAAGAAAAUGAAAAUUAUUGUAGAAAUGGAACAGACGUGGAAAAUAAUCAACGUUAGUUUUUCCAACUUUCGACUAUGUACCUAUAUGCCUGUAAUCGAAACUCGUUGACAUUUUUUGAGUAAUUAAAAGAUUAUCGGUUUCUCUACAGAAGUGAAAAAUUUCCUUUGUACCUUAAUGUAUUCUAAACAUUAUAUUGGUUUGUUAUGAUUUUGGAUUGUGAUUUUUUAUACUCGAUGAUUUAUUUAACAUAAUUUUUGACUUAUAUGUAAGUUUUGCCACAUUUGUUUUUAUACGUUUUUUAUAUUAUUUUGUUAAUGUAAUGCGUUUUUUGUGCGUUAAUUUGACAAUUUGGACAAUAGUUGAUGAAUUUUUAAUAGAAAAUUAUGUACAUUUUGAUACUAUCAGUUCAAAAUAAAACAGA
Messenger RNA from Phymastichus coffea, 3566 nucleotides. RefSeq names its product arfaptin-2 (gene Arfip). The record is from RefSeq and is a predicted model, not a curated record. Gene Ontology annotation, molecular function: protein domain specific binding; phospholipid binding. Gene Ontology annotation, biological process: regulation of Arp2/3 complex-mediated actin nucleation; intracellular protein transport. Lineage: Eukaryota; Metazoa; Arthropoda; Insecta; Hymenoptera; Eulophidae. Gene Ontology annotation, cellular component: trans-Golgi network membrane. Bases 610 to 1638 code for a protein of 342 amino acids. The transcript has 6 exons.